Messenger RNA from Ananas comosus (pineapple), 512 nucleotides. RefSeq names its product 60S ribosomal protein L30-like. The record is from RefSeq and is a predicted model, not a curated record. Gene Ontology annotation, cellular component: cytosolic large ribosomal subunit. Lineage: Eukaryota; Viridiplantae; Streptophyta; Magnoliopsida; Poales; Bromeliaceae. Bases 31 to 360 code for a protein of 109 amino acids. Gene Ontology annotation, molecular function: RNA binding; structural constituent of ribosome. The transcript has 5 exons.
UCUCUCUCUCUCUUCUUCUUCGGAGCAACCAUGGUGGCCCCUAAGAAGACGAAGAAGUCCAAUGAGGGUGUGAACAACAAGCUCGCUCUCGUGAUGAAGGGUGGCAAGUAUACCCUCGGUUACAAAACCGUGUUGAAAUCUCUCAGGACUAAUAAAGCAAAGCUUGUUAUCAUUGCGGACAACUGCCCUCCUCUUUGGAGGUCUCUAAUGGAGUACCAUGCAAUGUUGGCGAAGGUCCGAGUCUAUCAUUUUAACGGGAAUAAUGUUGAAUUGGGGACAACCUGUGGCAAAUAUUUCAGAGUGUGUUGUCUCAGUAUUAUUGAUCCUGGCGAUUCGGAUAUCCUCGGUAUUGUGCCCUGAGAACAUUGAAGGAUAAUCUUUUCCUUUUCCAUAUUUAUCGUCCAAACUUAGGUAGAUUCACAAUUAUUUUUUAGUUUCUUUUUUACUCUGUUAGCAAUGUGAGUUUUGACUAGGUUUUGUUAGAAGGUAGUUUUUAAAGUGAUUUAGUUCUC